Lolium perenne is the source of this 1718-nucleotide messenger RNA. Its product is annotated as endonuclease III homolog 1, chloroplastic. Gene Ontology annotation, cellular component: chloroplast nucleoid; nucleus. Gene Ontology annotation, biological process: base-excision repair; base-excision repair, AP site formation; nucleotide-excision repair. NCBI's taxonomy places the organism in Eukaryota, Viridiplantae, Streptophyta, Magnoliopsida, Poales, Poaceae. Gene Ontology annotation, molecular function: 4 iron, 4 sulfur cluster binding; DNA binding; oxidized pyrimidine nucleobase lesion DNA N-glycosylase activity. The record is from RefSeq and is a predicted model, not a curated record.
GCCCAACUAACAGAGAACCAAGACCCCACCAAAAGUCAGGCGAAAGCACAGCAAGAGACCACCAUCAGCCAAGAACAAUCCUCCCGUUGCUAAUAAAACCCUAACGCAGCGGCGCGCACCACCUGCUCAUGCCCGUCCAUCUCCUCCCGUUCCGCAUUGGCCUCCUCUCGUCGGUCCCCUCCAUGUCCAGGGCGCGGCCCGCCUCCAGCCUCAUCCGCGCCUCCCGCCCGGAGCUCAACCCAGCUGAAAGUGUAAGACAAGUGAAGCGUGAAUCCAGUCUUUCUUUUGACAACACCAACUCUGAAAUGAACUCCGGCAAGAGGAAAAGGCUGAACCGGGUGCUUGAAGUAAAGGUGGAGCAUCCUGAUAAGAAGGUUGGUAUUGUUCCUGACUUUGCAAAAUUUCGAUAUGACAAGAACGAGGCAAAAGCAUCAACAUCUACAAGGAGGGUACUGGCAUCAUCAAGUGUAAGAGAAGUGAAGCGUGAACCCAGUGUUUCUUUUGACAAGUCUGAAAUGAAUCCUGUGAAUAAUAAAAGGUUGAACCGGGUGCUUGAAGUAAAGAGGGAGUAUCCUAAUAAGCAGGUUGGUAUUGUUCCUGAUAUUGAAGACUUUCGAUAUGACAAGUUCGAGACAAAAGAAUCAGCAUCUACAAAGAGGGUACCGGCAUCAUCAAUCAGGUUGGAGAAAACGGUCAGAGUUUCAUCUGUUGUGAAAGUGGAAGUUGCCGCUCCAGAAAAUUGGGAAGUGGUUCUUGGAGGUAUUAAAAGCAUGAGGUUAUCAGGCGAAGCCCCUGUAGAUACAAUGGGCUGUGAAAAGGCUGGUUCUCUUCUUCCGCCCAAGGAAAAAAGGUUUGCAGUUUUGAUAUCAACUAUGAUGUCAAGCCAAACAAAAGAUGAAGUUACACAUGCUGCUGUGGAGCGAUUCUCUGAGAAUGGUUUACUUGACCCUGAUGCUAUCGUCAAAACUGAUGUGGCCACACUAGCAAAUCUUAUCAAACCUGUUGGAUUCUAUCAGAGAAAGGCCCAAUUCAUAAAAGAAGCUUCUAAAAUUUGCCUUGAGCGAUUUGGAGGGGAUAUUCCAGAUACUUUGACCGAUCUGCUUGCUCUUAAAGGAGUUGGCCCUAAAAUGGCUCAUCUGGUGAUGAGCAUCGCAUGGAAGAAUACUCAAGGAAUCUGUGUGGACACUCAUGUGCAUCGCAUUUCUAACCGUCUUGGAUGGGUCUUCCGAGAAGGAACAAAGCAGAAAACUACAACACCAGAGCAAACAAGGAUGUCUCUUGAGAAGUGGUUACCAAAGGAUGAGUGGGAGCCUAUAAACCCACUACUGGUUGGAUUUGGUCAGACAAUCUGUACACCACUGAGGCCCAAAUGUGAUGGCUGUGGCAUAAACACCAUUUGCCCAUCAGCUUUUAAGGAAUCAUCGAGUCCCAAUCCGAAGCAAAAGAAACGUGGUCUAGGUAGAACUUAAUCUGGGGUGCUCUCUGAACCUUUGUAGAUGCGUUAGUUACUGAUCUGUUUUGGAAGGUGUAAUUUCGUGGGUUCUUUUGGUCGUCCUAUUGUUUGGAUAGUAUCCUUUUGCCAGUGCCAUUGGAGAACUAUGUAUCAUCAUUUUGUACAGAAGCAAGAUGUCACGUAGGAAUGUAUCGACCCUGUAAAAGUUGCAGCAUGAUUUGUGGUAGCUGAAAAUGCAAUGGAAAAAUUGACGUUUAAUAUUGUA